AUGAAACGUUCAUAUUCAUUUUUAAAUUCAUCUUUAACAAAACGUUCAAAAAUACAACAUAAUUCAAUAGAAAAUUCUUCAUCAUUAACAUCAAAUUCAUUAAAAUUUUUUAUUGAACAAACAAAAAAUUCUUUUAUUAAUUAUUUUCAUAUGCCACCAAUUAUAUUUAAACAUCAAUUAUAUUCAUUUAAAUCAAAUAAUCGUACAUUAAUUGAUUGUGAAUUACAAGAUAUGUUUAAUAAUAAUCAAAUACGUUUAUUUCAUUCAGAUUUUGGUAUUAUGUUAAUGUUUACAAAUGAUUAUCAUUUAUUAAUUGAACGACAAUUAAAUGAAAAUAAUUUAUCAUCAUUAUCAAUAGAAAAAAAUCGUUUAAAACAACGUUUCAUUCAAGAUUUAUUACCAAAUAAUAUACGUUUAUCAAUUGAUAAAUAUAUAUUAGAAAAUAAAUAUCAAUUAAAUUCAAAUGAUAUUCAUUUACUUAUACAAUUAGGUUUACUUUUACCAAAACAAAUUGAUCAAUAUUGGUUUUCAAUACCAAAUUUAUCAUCAUUUAUAACAUGUUUAGAAAAAGGUCGACGUACACUUUUACAAAUGUUAUCAAGACGAAUGUAUAAAGAAAUAUCAAUGAAUGAAUUUCGAUUAAGAGAUAUUAAAAAAAAAUGUUUAUUAGGAUUUGAUUAUCAUAUUCAUGAUCUCAUUGGAACAAAUUUAGCACAUAUUAUUGAUGCACCUACAGGUUCUAUUGUUAAAAUAGGACCAGAAAAAGUUUAA
Messenger RNA from Rotaria sordida, 771 nucleotides. The record is from the annotation of a GenBank genome assembly. NCBI's taxonomy places the organism in Eukaryota, Metazoa, Rotifera, Eurotatoria, Philodinida, Philodinidae.